CCUCGACAACGCACUUGCACUGCAGGGCUGAAAUCGCAUCGUUGCCUCCACUUUUCGUAAUCUCGAGCUUCGACUUGCUCCCAACUGUUUCUCUUUCCAUCCAUCAUUCUCUCCUCCUUGGCUUAAAUUCAACACGUCAAUCUUCUCGCUCUGUAAUUCCUGACUAGUUAAAGUCUGUUCUUGUCACCACCAACUCGCAAUUUCAGCUGCGUUGUAACCAUCACGAGAACGGUUCCCGUCAACAAGCUGUGUUCGAAUACCGGGAGUGGACGAUGCCAUCCGUCACCCAUGAGAGGAUCCCCUCGGCCAAGAAGAGGAGGCGAGACGAUGUCGAGAAUUCGUACACUUCGGGUAACAUCCAGAUUCCAUUCUCCCACCCAGCCCUCGACACCACACGCGGAAUCCUAGCCGACAAAUCCUCCUACGCGAAUCCCACCAUGCAUCAGCCUUACCCGCCAACCCUGCGCAAGAUAAUACCGAUCGCCAUCAACAAGAAACAACGCAUGUCCGUGUCCGAUGAAGUCCACCACCGAGAGGACAGCCACCACGGCACGCGAGCCAAGCCCAAUUCUCCAACUGCUGCUUCUCAUCCCCACCACCAGAAACAACCCGCUUUGCUGUCCAAGAUCAAAUGUCUAGACAGGUGUCAUAUUUGCUUUCGAAAACCGAGCAAGAAGGCCGACCUGGAUUCGUACGCCGACUGCCAAGGUUGCGGCCAGCGUACGUGCUAUGUAUGCAUGAGGCAAUGUCCCGGAUGGACAUCGAGUUUCCAUCAUCAAGGGCAACAUCACCAUAACGAAACCGGAGAACAAGAAGCGCAAGUGCAAGAUAUUCCCCUGGCGAGCUCAAGUCCUGAGAACUCGUUCGCGAUGCUGGAUGCGGAUACAGAGACGGAGGUGGACUUGGAUGAGGUCGCCGAAAAAGAAAGAUCAAGGCUAAAACCAACGACUACUGGAUGGCAUGCCGACGGCCACCGGGAAAUGAUAUGCGGUCAUUGUUGCGAAGAAAGAGGGGCCAAUGGGGAUGUGGUGUGUUUGGGCUGUUUACCUUCCUUUGGGGGAUGACACGGCAUACAUCUCAGGACUCGACACGAACAGUCUGAGCAACAAAACAGACUGCCUCCGGAUUUGGAUCAAGGACUUCUGUAAUACUGCUACUGCUCGGCCAUGAAGAUUACGGACGAUAUGAUUUGAGGUACCGCUGUCAAAUCAUUGGGCUCUGCACGAAAGGA
Messenger RNA from Neurospora hispaniola, 1231 nucleotides. RefSeq lists its product as uncharacterized. The coding region runs from base 273 to 1064 and encodes 263 amino acids. The transcript is spliced from 2 exons. Lineage: Eukaryota; Fungi; Ascomycota; Sordariomycetes; Sordariales; Sordariaceae. The record is from RefSeq and is a predicted model, not a curated record.